Molecule: messenger RNA, 10635 nt
Organism: Macaca mulatta (Rhesus monkey)
Lineage: Eukaryota; Metazoa; Chordata; Mammalia; Primates; Cercopithecidae
Gene: DLGAP2
Product: DLG associated protein 2
Biological process (GO): signaling
Cellular component (GO): postsynaptic specialization; glutamatergic synapse
Molecular function (GO): molecular adaptor activity
Source: RefSeq, a predicted model, not a curated record
UGUGUUUCCAUUUCUCCAUCCAUGAUGGUUAUUUCUGUCUCUGUGUCUCACUGCACCUGAGUAAACAGAUCCCAGGAUCCCUGAACACAAGCAGAAUCUGUGCCUGUUGUUCUCCUGGCUCCUGGAGGGCACGGUGGGCUCUGCUCCUGCUGGGAGGAGAGCGUCAGGUGGCACCGGGUGGCACAGAGAGCUGCUCUCUGGAGCCGCCUGGGCAGCCGUGGCCAGGGCAUGAGCUGAAGGGGGUGUGCAGCCGUGGGUGGCUGCAGAGGGACUGGCAGCAGCUGAGCCACGUGGAACUAAACUGAGUGAGCCGGGAGGAAGGAUGAGGGUGCUGGCACGCAGAGCCGGCCGCACCCACAGGAGCCGUCACACAGCAGAGCUGCCCUCCUCCAGCAAGGACGGCUGCGGUUGUGUAAUAAUCCCGGUGGGACUCACAGCGCUGUGUGGCAGGAGCGGAGCGGGCCUCAUAGGAGUUCCAGGUGUUCCCUGAGCUGGAUUAAAUGCCUCUGCGCUGUGGGGGUGGGGACAGCGUGGGGGGAAGCCGGGAAGAGCCGGGGCCAGAGGACCCCCCACCGAGAAAGAGAAAGAGCUCAGAGCCGGGGGCUGGAGGCCUGGAGGAGCCGAUGUGGGAGAGGCCCUCGUGGGAGGGCCCCAGUGGCCGGGAUGGUAAAAGACUUCGGAGCAAACUGAUCGAUUGUAAUUACAUGAAGGUGAAGCUGGUGAUGAUGUGUCAGAUGGGGAGCGUUCAGGAAAACUCCUACAAAGAGUCGCAGUGCACGCUCUGCGGGGAGCCGGAAGAGGAAGAAGGUGGAGACCUGGUCCAGCCGGGCAUCAGCUUUCCAGGGCCGGCAGAAGAGGAUCUAGACCCGCAGUACUCAUGGUCGCCCACGCAGCACUUCAAUGAGGAGCGCUACUCGCCCGCGCCCAGGAGCAUGAAGGGCCUCUCCGGAAGUCGGACCCAGCCGCCGCUGUGUCCCGGGCACACGUGCGGUCUGGCGCCCCCCGAGGACUGCGAGCACCUGCACCGCGGGCCCGACGCGCGGCCGCCCUACCUGCUGAGCCCCGCGGACAGCUGCCCCGGGGGGCGCCACCGCUGCUCGCCGCGCAGCUCGGUGCACUCGGAGUGCGUGAUGAUGCCCGUGGUGCUGGGCGACCACGUGUCCAGCAGCACCUUCCCGCGGAUGCACUACAGCUCGCACUACGACACGCGCGACGACUGCGCCGUGGCCCACGCGGGCACCAAGAUCAACCGCAUCCCGGCCAACCUGCUGGACCAGUUCGAGAAGCAGCUGCCGCUGCACCGGGACGGCUUCCACACGCUGCAGUACCAGCGGACGUCCGCGGCCGCCGAGCAGCGCAGCGAGAGCCCCGGGCGGAUCCGCCACCUGGUACACUCCGUGCAGAAGCUCUUCACCAAGUCGCACUCGCUGGAGGGCUCCUCCAAGAGCAACGCCAACGGCACCAAGGCGGACGGCCGGGCGGACGACCACCACCACGCCCACCACGCCAAGCACAGCAAGAGGAGCAAGAGCAAGGAGCGCAAGCCCGAGGGCAAACCCCGGCCCGGCGUGAGCAGCUGGUGGAGCUCGGACGACAACCUGGACAGCGACAGCACCUACCGGACGCCCAGCGUGCUCAACCGGCACCACCUGGGCCCGGUGGCCCACUGCUACCCCGACGCGCUGCAGAGCCCGUUUGGGGACCUGUCCCUCAAGACCUCCAAAAGCAACAACGACGUCAAAUGCUCAGCCUGCGAGGGUUUGGCGCUGACACCCGAUGCCAAGUACCUGAAGCGCAGCUCCUGGUCCACGCUGACGGUCAGCCAGGCCAAGGAGGCCUACCGCAAGAGCUCGCUGAACCUGGACAAGCCGCUGCUGCACCAGGACGCCAAGCCCGCCCUGAGGCCGUGCCACUACCUCCAGGUGCCUCAGGACGAGUGGGGAGGGUACCCCACCGGUGGCAAAGAUGAAGAGAUUCCCUGCAGGAGAAUGAGAAGCGGGAGUUACAUUAAAGCCAUGGGGGACGAGGAGAGCGGAGAGUCAGACUCCAGCCCCAAGACGUCACCAAAGUCGGCGAUCCGACCGGAGCCGCUGCUGAAGUCCAUCGGACAGAGACCGCUUGGAGAGCACCAGACCCAAAGCUACCUGCAAGCUGCAAGCGACGUGCCUGUGGGCCACAGCCUGGACCCCGCUGCGAACUACAACUCCCCGAAAUUCCGCUCCCGGAACCAGAGCUACAUGAGGGCCGUCAGCACCCUGAGCCAGGCCAGCUGCGUGAGCCAGGUGAGCGAGGCGGACAUCAAUGGGCAGUUCGAGUCCGUGUGCGAGUCCGUCUUCAGUGAAGUCGAAUCUCAGGCCAUGGACGCCCUCGACCUCCCGGGAUGUUUCCGAACAAGGAGUCACAGCUACCUUCGAGCCAUUCAAGCCGGCUACUCCCAAGAUGACGAAUGUAUUCCCAUGAUGACACCCUCUGACAUCACCUCCACCAUCAGGUCAACAGCAGCCGUCUCAUAUACAAAUUACAAGAAAACCCCCCCACCAGUGCCCCCUCGGACCACCUCCAAGCCUCUGAUCUCGGUGACGGCGCAGAGCAGCACCGAAUCCACCCAGGAUGCCUACCAGGACAGCCGCGUACAGAGGAUGUCGCCGUGGCCCCAGGACAGCCGCAGCCUCUACAACUCCACGGACAGCCUGGACAGCAACAAGGCCAUGAACCUCGCCCUGGAGACGGCCGCGGCCCAGCGCCACAUGCCCGAGAGCCAGAGCAGCUCCGCGAGGACCAGCGACAAGGCCAUCCUGGUGUCCAAGGCGGAGGAACUCCUCAAGAGCCGCUGCUCCUCCAUCGGGAUUCAGGAUUCUGAAUUCCCAGAGCAUCAGCCAUACCCAAGGUCAGAUGUGGAAACGGCCACAGAUUCUGACACGGAGAGCCGUGGUCUGCGGGAAUACCACUCCGUCGGGGUGCAAGUGGAAGAUGAGAAGCGACACGGCCGUUUUAAACGUUCUAACAGCGUCACGGCUGCCGUCCAAGCUGACCUGGAGCUGGAGGGGUUCCCAGGCCACAUCACCAUGGAGGACAAAGGCCUCCAGUUCGGCUCAUCCUUCCAGCGGCACUCCGAGCCCAGCACCCCCACCCAGUAUGGCGCGGUGAGAACUGUACGGACCCAGGGGCUCUUCAGCUAUCGAGAAGACUAUCGGACCCAAGUGGACACCUCCACCCUGCCCCCUCCGGACCCGUGGCUGGAGCCCGCCAUCGACACAGUAGAGACUGGGAGGGUGUCUCCGUGCCGCAGGGAUGGGUCCUGGUUUUUGAAGCUGUUGCACACGGAGACGAAGAGGAUGGAAGGCUGGUGCAAAGAGAUGGAGCGAGAGGCGGAGGAGAACGAUCUCUCGGAGGAAAUUCUCGGGAAAAUCAGGAGUGCCGUUGGGAGUGCCCAGCUUCUCAUGUCCCAGAAAUUCCAGCAGUUUUAUUGGCUUUGCCAACAGAAUAUGGACCCCAGCGCCAUGCCGAGGCCGACGUCGCAGGACCUGGCCGGCUACUGGGACAUGCUGCAGCUCUCCAUCGAGGACGUCAGCAUGAAGUUCGACGAGCUGCAGCGGCUUCGGCUCAAUGACUGGAAGAUGAUGGAGUCCCCGGAAAGAAAGGAAGAAAGAAAGGUCCCACCUCCAAUACCAAAGAAGCCCCCCAAAGGGAAAUUUCCCAUCACAAGAGAAAAAUCCCUGGACCUGCCCGACAGACAACGUCAGGAAGCCCGGAGACGACUCAUGGCCGCCAAGCGAGCGGCGUCCUUCCGGCAGAAUUCUGCCACCGAGCGCGCGGACAGCAUCGAGAUCUACAUCCCCGAGGCCCAGACCCGGCUCUGAGGAUGGAGGCCGGCCACCUUCCCCUUGGUUGUUCCUGCUUUUUCACAAAACGCUUGUACAGUUUGUUGCCUCCCUGGUGGUUUCUGUCAUUUCUUCCACUGAACACGCCCUUGCUCUCAUGCUCCUUGUACCGUGAACACAGUGGAAUGCGGUCAGUGGCCUCAGAGUCCACGGAGCUCGUGGCGAGGACGACUUUUGUUUGUUUUUUUUUAACUGGUGGCCUGGCUCACACUCGGCUCUGAGGGACAGGCGUGGUGAGACCUGACUUCUCCUCCGUGUUCUCAGAGGACGGCGAGAAAUGCCUCUGGAGCUGGAACCCAGCUUACAUUUUGUUAUUUCUAUUUUUAUAAAUUGUGUGAUAAUUAGAGGUAAGAAUAACAAAUAACUAUAAAUGGGUGCAUCUCACCACCCCCUAGAGGCAUUAGACACCCAAGUGGAAGGUGCUACAACCUGAAGUGCAGGAAGAAAGGCCCAUUCCCCUCGCACACCUGAGCUUUUGCUCCCUGAGCACAGGCAGCCCAUCCACCCGCUCCGCUCUCCUGCUCCUGUUUGUCACAGGUAGAAAACAUUAGGCUCCUUGUGUCCAGCUUACUGUGAGGGAAAGUUCUCUCUCCAGCCACCAAACUCCCCACCAUACAGUUCUCCAGCAUCCCAGGGGAUGACAAAUCUGAACCCACUAAAAUACCCAGCACAGCAUCUACACGUUGAAAAGAUAAGCCGAGUGUUCCCACGAGGAAGUCACAGGCAGAGAGGAGAGUCUUACGGAGGGCUGGGAGCAUAAAGGGGAAACAAUGUCCUUACUUCUAUGAAAUAGUUAUUGUAUUUUUUAUUUCUUUGUAACUUAAAAUACGACACCCAGUAUUUUCUUUAAGUUUCACCAUUUACGCUACAUGUGAUUUUUUUAAUGUAUGUAUAUAUAUUCUCAAAUUGUUCUAUCAGCUGACUUUCCAGGGUAUCCUUAAAAAAAAAAACCACGAAAAAAAAAAAACACAAAAAGUUUGCUUGUUUAAAAUGACAAUUGUGAUGUUGUAAAAAGUUUCAGAAAUAUGAAUGUGAGUGGUAAGUAUAUCUCAGUUUAAAUGGUAAAGAAGAAAUGUAGUUUACAUUUGUAUUUUUCCAGAAUUAUUUUGUCCAAUGCAGUAUUGCUUAAGUCAAGAAUAUAUUCCUUGCCUGUGUUAGACCUGAAGGGAAAAAGAGGUCACAUAUUGUGAUUUCCAGCUGUGGAAUUCAAAAAAAAAAAAAUAGUGUUCAUGACUCUGUGGUCGGUGCCAGAGGAAAAUAGGAACGACUAAUAGGCUCUCCGUGUGUAUCAUUAAAUUCAGCUGCCAUGACCAUUGUUCCAACACGACUUGUUUCACAGUUCAGACCAGUCUUCGAAGGAAAAGCCUAUCAGAUUUUCCCACUGGGUUCCAGUUUCAGAGUCCUCGUUAUUACUCAGAGUAAAAGCAGGACUGCGAUGUAAGAUGUUUCCACCCCAGUACCUGGUCUUCCUUCCCGGCUUAAGGAGUACCAUGUACUUAGCCACAGGCAGAACCGCUUUCGAGGACGACCCAUAGCACUUUGUUUCUUCACCUUGAUUUGCACUUUACAGCGUCCCCGGCCCCUCUGCAGCCCGUGGCUGGCAGGGCGUUCGAGGCGCAGCUGUCCGGCAGAGCGCCCUCCAGAGCCGCGGGGUCUCCCUGCCUCAUUCGCCACAUCCCACGGAGCAUGGGACCAUUGGGAGCAGAGCUGAUACUAAAGCAUGUUUAGCUUCGAAGUUUUACUUUUUUAAAGCUGAGUAGUUAAGAAUUCCCUGUAACAACAAAACCCUGUAAAUUGAGCCUCGUAUCUGGUAUAUAUUUUACCAAACAGCCUUAAAAUAUAUUUGGAAGCAAAAAUCAGUACGAAUGUAUCUCCUUGAAAAAUGCAAAAAAAAAAAAAAAAAUUCCCUGAAAUAUUCUUCUAUAAAUGAAUCCUAUUUCCCCAGGGUGUUCAAAGCAUUUUUCUACCUAAAUACCUAAAUUUUGAGUAGUGUACAGUAAUGCUUCUUCCUAUAUCCACUCUAUUAUGUUAAAACAAAUAUAUUUGCGAGUAUUGGCAUUUUAGACUUUAAAAAUGCUGUAUGAUUUCAGAUGAACUCUGCUGUUUAGAAAUAACCACAGUAAAGCAAAGUCAGUGUGCACUCCGAGUGAAAGGAAAUGUAAUGUGGAUACAGGCCCGCCACCUCCUCACGUUGGUCUAUCUACUGGCAGCUGAUAUGUUUCACUCAUUUCCUUGAGCUGAUACAAACAUGUAUAAAAACAAACUGUUAAAGUAGACAAUAAUUAUUCGUCUCAGAUCCCAGAUUCUAUGAUCCCUGCUUAAAAUGUUCACUGGAUGUAGGUUGAUUUCUUACGUUGUGUAGACUCAUUAUUUUUCAAUCCCCAAAAGUCUUGGCCUAAACCAUCCCUAGGUGAGCAGACCAACCUACCACUACAUUGCACAGGGGUUGGUGACUCGACGUGGUGAAUGUGGACACGCCCUGCUCGGUCCGCCAUGUUCCAAAGAAGAUGAUUUAAUGGUAGAACGGAUACCUGCUGCUAGACCUGAUGGAAUGUUACCUGUCCGUGUUACAUAAUCAAGUGCAAUAUACUCAGUUCUCAUGCAGGUGACAUUCUACCAUGAAACGCAGAAGAUAAGCCAUGUUUAUGUAUUGUACAUGUCAAGAAAAAUAAAACUGUUUAUGAUACUUGUGUUAGUUACUCGAGCUAGCUUAUUUCAGCCACUUCUAGCAGAUACAUACCAUGGAGCUCACGUGUGACCAUUUCAUCAUAUUUAAAAUAUAAUUUUAAGAAAAGAGUAAACAUCCAUUGGAGAACAUGGCUGAAAAUUAUUGUGAUGUUCGCUCUAACCCCAUACCCACAUUCUCUAAUGAUACAGCCAAUGACGGGUGAAACCCAGACACUUUCCGUAUAGCUGACAGGUUGAUCCUGCUCUGUUGAAGGCUGUAGUUAAUAAAACACAAGUAUGAUAAACAGGACCUCGCAUUUAGCCCAGGAAAGGAGAAUGCUGCUUGUUACCCAGAGUGCUUUUCUUGUGAUGCGUCUCAUGCAUCUUCACGUGUUAUUGUGUUUGAAGUAAAACUAGCUGUUCUCAAUGACAAUUUUUACCAUAUUUUUCUCAGCAAAUUUAUAUCACCAUCUUAGAAUGGUAUAUAAAAAAUUGAACUGUUUAUGAUACCAAAAAAUUAGUUUUGUUUAAAAGGAAAUGUUUUCAACUCCAAAUCAAUUCUAAAAACUUCGAGCACGUAAUUGAAAGGUAAAUGGUUAGAUAAAAAUAUAAAUUACAUGUAAGGUUAUCUGGUUUUUUUGUUUUUAAAAAAAAAGGCUACAAAAUCAGUGACCUGCUAAGUAGAGGGAGUUUCUCCCUGCUGCUUCUUAUGACAGUGGCCAGGUUUAUGAUUAGAAGACACAGUGGCAGAGCGCACACGUGCAUAGGUUCUGAUUAUUUCUCUUGGAACGUAUGUCCUUGUCUUCCCUGUCUUGAUUCUUGCCUUUUCAAUGCCAUAUUAAGCAGCCACUGUUUCCACCCCUUUCAUUAGAAGGCCCUGCAUCUGUAAAUUCGCUCAUCUCUGUUUUCGUGAGAUCCUUGUAAGCAUCGCUACCCCAGUUCAGGAUGGAAUUCCACAGGAAAGUGAAGGGAUACUGCAGGCCUGUGUUUGGAGCGCCUGUAGUGACUAUAGAAUGAGCUGUAUUAGGGACCGCUCUCUGGUUUGGGCCAAACCUUUUGGGGGCGAGUAGGGAGUCGGGGAGGUGGGUCUGAGUCUUCCUCAGGAGGGCCUUUUCUAUCGGCAGGACCUCCAUCAAGUCAAGCCAUCCUGUGGUCCUGAGCACUAAGGGGCCAGGGGACCUCCUGGGAGACGCAGCUCGUGUUUCAGCUGCGUUUCAUCAGUCAGCCUUGCUUGGAAUUCUGGCAGGUUCCCUGGGGUGUUUCAGCAGACAGGAGGCCCAUGUGCCGUGGCCAAGUCAGCCUGGGUACCCCAGUCACCAGCAGGGCCAUCCUUGAUGACAGGGCCCCCCACGAACCUGGGAGAGGCAGCAGGAAAUGUGUAAGAGUGUGUGCAGGGGUACGGACGUAAAAGCGUUGCCCAAAACAGCACUGGUUCGGGGAGGGCCCCUGGAUACUUCCUUUGACCCACACUGAAAACUGGAAUCGCCCCACCUUUGAGCAUAGAAACAAGCUCCUCCAACACGGGCCGAAAUAACCAAACUCCCCGUGGUCCUUGUGUGCUCACUUCCCAGCCCUCUUCUUGUCAAGCCUGAACUUCAUUUUUUUUCUAACUGCAAAUUUAACAGGCUGGUUUAAAACAGCAGUUUUCGGACGACAGCCCCUGGGAAUGUGCGAGGGUUCUCUUGUUUUGAUCUGCAUGUCUGUUUACACUUCUCUGUAGGCAUGGGUUGAAUACAAGGUUCCAAAACUUGAAAAUAAAAGAGAAAACCAUGAGCUUAAGAGAUGAAAAAGAUGACCCCUUUCUGAGUAGGAUCCGUAACCCUGUGGACUGGGGCAACGCAAUGUGCUUCCUUCAGCACCGUGUCAGCCGUAACACACACCACGGGGGGUCAGAUCAGAGCCACGGCUUCCCUUGCGGGUGCCCCAUCUUGUUGCUAUUAGUUGGGAGUUGCAAUUCCUUGUUGGCCAUAAACAAAGUGCUAAAGGAAAGGGCUUGUUCUAUGCAUUCGGCUGAAUGUCCCCCAGCACAGAGUAGCAGCAGAAUGUUCUGGAAGUAAAGGAGAUAUUGCUAGGAAUCUCUAGGCCGUUAGUCAGGCAACCUGGCUUUUAUUCAUCCUCAGCCAGCAACUCAUCUCAGUUUUUUCCUCUGGAAAGGGGAUUAUAGUUCCUGUCCCCAUCUCCCUUGAGGACACAUUGUGAGGAUUAAUGAUAUAUUGGCUCUAAAGUCCUUUGAGCUCCUGGGAACAGGUGGUGAAAGUGUGAGUUCUUGCUAAGGAUGAGUCCCUGGCCUCUUCUGGAAUGCUGCCCUCCCAGCUCUGCAAGGGAUGCUGCCAAAAUCCAGGCUGGUUGUAAACAUCUCAGAUAAUCAGGGACCACCAGAGGCAAAGGCCAUGAGACUGUCUUUGGAAAGGUUUGGAAAUGGAGAAAUAACUAUAAGGGCCAUUCUCCUUAGCUUCUGGCUGUCAUUUCAACUGUUUCUAGAUGCUUCCAAGAACAAGAACCCAGCAUCAACCAGAAUUAGGCCACGUUUUCACCAUUACUUAAGCUCAGUUGCCUCUUAGAUGAAAUGAGGAGAUACACUAAACAUUAAAGUGAUAAAGGAAAAAAAAAAUUUGGAAGCAGAAAAUUGCAUGGGUAGGGAAACAGCAGGAACGAAAUCAGACACAGUGACUCAAACCACAGAAGGGUUUGAGAAGCCCACCCCUCUAAUUAAUUCCUCUAUUUCACACUUCAGAGAAGGCAGAGGUGGUCCGUGGGAAAGCUCUGGGAAAUAACCAUCUUUCAUCCUUGCCACAUUGAAAAAUGUCCACAAUUUUAUGAAUUGCUGUCCUAACUCUGGCGUUUUUAUCCAGUGUUAAAAUAAAUUAUUUCAAGUUUCAAUGUAAACACUUAACAGAUGACUUCUUUGCAGAGGAAAUGUUCGUUACCUACUAUCAAACUACUUUUUAACAGAUUUUGUACAUACACACACCAAGGUGACAGAGAUUUACCUCCCUACUUUCUUAGAUUUUAUGUAACUCUUUUCAUUGGUGCUUAUUCAGAACCUGAAAGCCUUGGGCAUCCAAGCUUUCACCUACUCAAUGGAGGAGAGGUGAUAAUGAAGGAAAAGAUUGACACCAGGUUUCUUGGACAAAUUUAAGUUCAAAUUUAUCUCUUUCAAGUAGACCAUGGUCUCCCUAGAGAGUGUUUUGGUUUGGGUCUGCCAGUACGACAAAGGAUGCUCCCAGCUUGAUCGUGGUACCUUAUGGAAGCCACUCACCCAUUCUCUGAUUUACCCCCAAAACACUACCAUGCCCCAGCCCCACUCAUUUGAAUAAUACAAUCAUAUCACUUUCAAAGGGCUCAGCAUGAAUGUCCCCCUCACUCCACUUUCUAACUGGUUUGCUGAACUCAACAAAGCUUCCCCUUACGAGCAGUGAGACCUAGUCUCCUUUUGAAUGCUUCCUUCCGAACGGUGAGCCACUUCACUCUCGGACAGGACAGGUCCUCCCUGCAGAGACACAACUCAUCCCUGACCUUCCAUACUACAGACCAAAAUACCCAGGUGUGGCCUAAGGACUACAUUAAAUGCCUCCUAUAGAAAUUCAAGGAAUGUUAGAACCAGGAAACUAGCUGUUUAGUUAAAGUUUUAAAGAAGUAUAUAAAUAUAUAUAUAUAAAAAUAUAAAUAUGAAAUCAUAUCGAGUGUGAGGAUGAACAGAGUGCCAAAUAUUCAGCAUCUGUACAAAGUCAUUCACUGGAAUUAAACUAUUUUAUGUAAUUCUUUCUCAUGCUUUUAUGGUUCUUUUGAUAAAUUCUAUUUAGUAGCAUGCAGGAUACCUAAUCUGAAUGUGCAAUAUGCUAUUCAUCACCGCGACAAUUUCUUACUUCUUCUUAGUAACUUAUCAGAAUGUUGGUCGUUCCUUUAAGGCAUUUAAGGAUUGCUUUAUUUGUGUUCUUUUUUCCCAUGACUUUUUUUCACUCAUCUGACUGUAAGAAAUGCGCACCGUUUCCGCCAUAACCCUCUGUGAUGAUGCCUCCAUUUGACUUCUGUAUCGCUGUUCACCUCCUGUAAAUAGUUCUGCAAUUAAAUUUUUUGAGAAAAGUAA